CCCUUCCCAGCUGGCAGCGGAGCGCUAGCUCCGGCACAAGAGAAAAGGGUGGGAGGAGAGCUGAGUCUGGCUGCCCGCAGCUUCUCUGGUUGAAUGAUUUCAGUUAGGGCACCGCACCCUAUCUAGGGUUCCGAUCUCUAAUUUAGCUGUGUUUCAAGGAACCCAGCAGAGCAGAUGCAACGCAAUCAGUCUGUGGUCACUGAAGAGUUAAAAAAACUGCUUAAAUCUUCUCUUUAGAAAAAUAUGAAACCCAAGGGGUGGAGACCACUAGCUAAAGGAAACGCUUAAAGCCAAUUUGGCUUUGUUAUGCAAGUUGAGUUCCUUCUGGGGCAGCAGAGAUGCGGAGUGCAGGCAAUGCAGUGGCUUCAGAGACUGAACCCUUUCUGAGCAAGGGCUGUGGCGUCUGAGGUUACCCAGAGAGUACCAGACACUGGAGCCUCCACCUCAAAGAUACUGCCACAAGUGUGGCCCGUGAGGUUUCUACUUGACUUCACCCUCUGGUGGGUGGCUGGAGAAGUGCCGCUCAGCCUGGAACCAUGGGCUCUACCAGCAGCCGCCAGAAGAAAGUCUUCAAUGACUCAGUCAGCGAUUAUGUCAACACUGAAAUCAUUAAGAAACAUUACAACUACACAGGGAAGUUAAACGAGAAGGCAGACAGUGGAAUAAAAGUGACCUCAGUGGUUUUUAUCAUCAUUUGUUGCUUUAUCAUCUUAGAGAACAUUUUUGUCCUGCUGACCAUCUGGAAAACCAAGAAAUUUCACCGACCCAUGUACUAUUUCAUUGGGAAUUUGGCUCUCUCAGACUUGCUGGCUGGGGUAGCUUAUACUGCCAACCUUUUGUUAUCUGGACACAAAACCUAUAGUCUCACCCCUGCCCAGUGGUUUGUCAGGGAAGGCAGCAUGUUUGUAGCUUUGUCAGCCUCUGUUUUCAGCCUGCUGGCCAUUGCCAUUGAGAGGUAUAUCACCAUGCUGAAGAUGAAACUCCACAAUGAGAGCAACAGCUUCCGCUCCUUCCUACUGAUCAGUGCCUGCUGGGUGAUAUCCAUGAUCCUAGGGGGGCUCCCUAUUAUGGGCUGGAACUGCUUUGACCACCUGCAGAGUUGCUCCACUGUGCUGCCCCUCUACCAUAAGCACUAUAUUCUCUUUUGCACCACAGUUUUCACUGGUCUUUUAUUAUCAAUUGUCGUCCUCUACUGCAGGAUCUAUUCCAUGGUCAGGACUAGGAGCCGCAGUCUGACAUUUCGAAAAAACAUUACCAAAGCCACGAGGAGCUCAGAGAAAUCUCUAGCAUUGCUCAAGACAGUGAUCAUUGUCCUGAGCGCAUUUAUUGCCUGCUGGAGUCCCUUGUUCAUCCUACUCUUGCUGGAUGUGGGGUGCAAAGUGAAGGCCUGUUCAAUCCUCUUCAAAGCUGAGUAUUUCUUAGUACUGGCUGUGCUCAAUUCAGCCACGAACCCUAUCAUCUAUACCUUAACCAACAAAGAGAUGCGGAGGGCCUUCAUCAAGAUCCUGUGCUGUUGCAAAUGCCGCUCUGCAGAUUCUGGGGCCAAAUUCAAGAGGCCAAUCAUAGGAGGGAUGGAGUUUAGUCGAAGCAAAUCUGACAAUUCCUCCCACCCACAGAAGGAUGAGGGUGACUGCCCGGAGACAAUCAUGUCUUCAGGCAAUGUCACCUCAUCUUCUUAGAAGUAUCCAUCGGAGGCAUAUUUUAAAGCCUCCCCUUUGAAACCUGACAGACAAGAAGCUACCUGCUCACUGUAGCAACUCCAGAGAGAUGGCCUAAGUGAGCAAGAUAGCAUUAGUUCUGAAGAGGCAAGCAGGGCACUUGCAAGGGUGGAGUUCAGGAAGUGGGACAGACUGUUUUGGCUUGAAAAUAUUUCCCUCUGGAGCAUGUUUUGUCUUUGCACUGAGGCAGACUCAGGAUUGCCAGGAGUAUUCAUAACUUGGAAAGACUGAUGCCUUGGUGAAAUGGUGCCGUGUGUGUGCGAGUGUGUGCAUGACUGAGAGGCAGAAGGAGGAGGGUGGGAGAAUGAAUUGUUUUUUUCUUUGUGAAGAAUGUGAAGUUAUUAUUUCUUUACUUGCAGAAAAAGCCCUGACACAAAAGAUCUUUCUGUACCAAGUUUAGGGAUAGCUCUACUAUCCUGGGUCACAAGUGUUUGCCAUUUGGCAUGUAGCAGGAAGGAGAUCACACCAAUGUAAUCUAGAUCACUGACAACCAUAGGUUGGCAUCACUUUCCUGAGUUUUUAGAUGUAAUAAGAUUUCAUCUGCGGAGUCCAAAGCUUUUCUUUAGCAAGAUCAGUUCUGUGAAGUUGUGCUGAAAAUCCAUAUUACUUUUAAGAUCAUGAGCCAGAUUCUGCAUUAGAUUGCAUUCAUAUAACCCCAAAGAAGUCAAUAGGAUUGAAUGGGAGGAGCUCAGAAUAGCAUUUGGCCCCAUAGAUCUAUUGAUUUGUUACAUUUAGUAUGAAAUAAAUUACAUGACCAUAAUAGUUACAGGAUAAAACUACAGUUAAAGAGAAAAUGAACAUGUGAUAUUUGACAAGAUAAAUAUAAUACAGAAGCUCCCCGACUUAUGCAAGGCGUUUCAUUCCGGAACGCCUUGCAUAAGUCAAGUUUUGCGUAAGUCUGGAACGUAUCUCCAACAAUUACCCACACACACACACACACACACACAGCUUACAGAACUUACGGAACUUUUUCCGUAAGUCCAGAUUUCCAUAAGUCGGGUUUGCGCAACCCGGGGAGCGUCUGUAGUAUCAAGUACUAUUAGCAUCAGUGUUUUUGACUGAGUAAGGACAGAGUAAAUACUGAAAAAGAAUUUCAGGAUUUGGCCCACAGAGUUUCCAUAGUAAAGAUUGAUUAGAAAAUCUGUAUAGAAUACCAUGAAAUUCAGAGAAACAAAAAAGGACCUUUGUCCAAGUGAAAUGGCUUUUGAUGACAUAUAAAUGUACUUCCAUAACAAAAUGCAAGAAAUUUUUUGACACUUACUUUGUGUUCUUUGUAUUAGAAUGUUCAUAAUUUCAGCAAAGAUGUCUGUAUUUUAUCAAUUCACGUAAGAAAUACCUUUAAUUUAAAUUGAAUGUAUUUGUUUUAUGGCAUCAUUUCCAUUACAGUAUUUUUCUAACCUGCAUUAAGGGGGUUGAAUGUAUACAAUAUAUAUAAUUAACGAGAUGCAGAAGUCUUCAAACACCUAGAGCAUUAUUAUAACAAAAAAGUGUAUCGGGGUAGCUGAACAAUUGAUUAAUGUACAGUUAUUGUUGAAACCUAGAAGUGAUUUUCUAUAAAAAUGUUGUCUUUGUAGUAUGAUUUCCAGUGCAAUUAAACUGAUUUUUUUCUUUGUUUUUAAAAAAUAGUAUUUAAAAUGUUUGACUUUUAUUGUUCAAUUUGCACAUAGCUUUAUUGAUUUCUAAACAUUAAUAAACUGAUUUUUUUAAGA
This is a messenger RNA of Chrysemys picta bellii (western painted turtle), 3427 nucleotides long. It is a transcript of the gene S1PR1, whose product is annotated as sphingosine-1-phosphate receptor 1. The record is from RefSeq and is a predicted model, not a curated record. Gene Ontology annotation, biological process: angiogenesis; regulation of metabolic process; sphingosine-1-phosphate receptor signaling pathway. Gene Ontology annotation, cellular component: plasma membrane; cytoplasm. NCBI's taxonomy places the organism in Eukaryota, Metazoa, Chordata, Testudines, Emydidae. Gene Ontology annotation, molecular function: sphingosine-1-phosphate receptor activity.